CGCGAGCAGGCCGGGCGUCCACGCAGGCGCGCGCUGUUCCGGCUUGCUCCCGCGCGAGCGGCGGGCGUUCCUCGGCUCCUUCUGCCUAGGGCUGGGGGCCCCGCGGUGGCGGCAGCACAGGCACCAUGUUCCUCCACUCUGUCAAUCUCUGGAACCUGGCGUUUUACGCCCUCAUGGUCUUCAUGGCGACCUUGGGGCUGUGGGACGUCUUCUUCGGCUUUGAGGAAAACAAGUGCAGUAUGAGCUACAUGUUUGAGUAUCCGGAGUAUCAGAAAAUAGAACUUCCAAAGAAACUGGCAAAACGCUAUCCUGCAUAUGAAUUGUAUCUUUAUGGAGAAGGAUCCUAUGCUGAAGAACACAAAGUUCUCCCUUUAACGGGUAUUCCUGUUCUCUUUCUUCCUGGUAAUGCUGGAAGUUAUAAGCAAGUUCGUUCUGUUGGCUCUAUUGCACUUAGAAAAGCUGAAGACAUUGACUUCAAGUACCACUUUGACUUCUUUAGUGUGAAUUUCAAUGAAGAACUGGUGGCACUAUAUGGUGGAAGCCUUCAGAAGCAGACCAAGUUUGUGCAUGAAUGCAUUAAAACAAUUCUCAAGCUCUAUAAGGGUCAAGAAUUUGCUCCAAAAAGUGUGGCAAUAAUUGGUCAUUCUAUGGGUGGCCUUGUUGCAAGAGCAUUGCUUACACUGAAAAAUUUUAAACAAGAUCUGAUCAAUCUUCUUAUUACACAAGCCACACCUCAUGUUGCUCCUGUGAUGCCAUUAGAUCGUUUCAUUACAGAUUUUUAUAUGACUGUAAACAACUAUUGGAUUCUAAACGCUAGACACAUAAAUUUAACCACACUUUCUGUAGCUGGAGGAUUCCGGGAUUACCAAGUUCGUUCAGGACUGACUUUUCUACCAAAAUUAAGCCAUCAUACCAGUGCCUUAUCUGUUGUGAGUUCAGCAGUGCCUAAGACCUGGGUCUCAACAGACCACCUCUCCAUUGUAUGGUGUAAACAAUUGCAGUUGACUACAGUUCGCGCAUUCUUUGAUCUUAUUGAUGCUGAUACUAAACAAAUAACUCAAAAUCCCAAGAAGAAAUUGUCGGUUUUGAAUCACCACUUUAUAAGACAUCCAGCAAAACACUUCGAGGAAAAUCCAUCAAUAAUUUCUGACCUAACAGGGACAUCUAUGUGGGUUCCAGUAAAAGUAUCCAAAUGGACGUAUGUGGCUUACAAUGAAUCUGAUAAGAUAUAUUUUACAUUUCCCCUUGCAAAUCAUAGAAAAAUCUACACCCAUGUCUACUGUCAGAGCACCAUGCUGGAUACAAAUAGUUGGAUUUUUGGCUGCAUAAACAGCACUUCUAUGUGCCGGCAAGGAGUUGAUUUAUCAUGGAAAGCUGAACUGCUGCCAACAAUUAAGUCUCUGACGUUAAGACUUCAAGACUUUCCAUCUUUGUCUCAUCUUGUUGUUUACGUACCAUCUAUUCAUGGAAGUAAGUUUGUUGUAGAUUGUGAAUUCUUUAAAAAAGAGACAAGAUCCAUACAGCUUCCUGUAACUCAUCUUUUUUCCUUUGGAUUGUCUUCAAGGAAAGUGAUAUUAAAUACAAGCGGCCUAUUCUAUAAUAUAGAGCUUCUGAACUUUGGACAGAUAUACCAAGCUUUUAAAAUCAACGUGGUAAGCAAGUGCUCAGGAGUCAAAGAAGAAAUUACUAGUAUCUAUAAACUUCAUAUUCCCUGGUCUUACGAAGAUUCACUAACCAUUGCACAGGUUCCAUCUUCCACAGAAAUUUCUGUGAAACUCCAUAUUGCUCAACCAGAAAAUGACAGCCAUGUAGCAUUAUUAAAAAUGUACACAUCAUCAGACUGUCAGUAUGAGGUGACAGUUAAGACUUCCUUUUCACAAAUACUUGGACAGGUAGUUAGAUUUCAUGGUGGCGCUCUCCCUGCUUAUGUCAUAUCUAGUAUCCUUCUUGCUUAUGGAGGACAGUUAUACUCUCUUUUCUCAACAGGUCAUUGCUUAGAAUAUGCUACUAUGUUGGAUAAAGAAGCCAAACCAUACAAAGUUGAUCCUUUUGUAAUUAUGGUUAAGUUUCUGUUGGGAUAUAAAUGGUUUAAAGAAUUGUGGAAUAUGUUGUUGUUACCAGAAUUAGAUGCCAUCGUUCUAACUAGUCAGAGUAUGUGUUUCCCCCUUGUGUCUUUGAUUCUCUUUCUGUUUGGAACAUGUACUGCGUACUGGGGUGGCCUACUCUCUUCUACAUCUGUGAGCCUCCUUUCUUCAUUGUGGCUAGCUUUGAAAAGGCCCUCCGAACUUCCUAAAGAUGUCAAGAUAAUAUCACCAGACUUGCCCAUUUUGACAAUUGUUUUGAUCAUAGUUAGCUGGACAACUUGUGGAGCAUUUGCCAUCCUUCUUAUUUACCUUUACUAUGUGUUUAAGGCUGUUCAUCUGCAAGCCAGCCUAACAACUUUUAAAAAUAGCCAGACUGUGAAUCCCAAACACUCUAGAAGAAGUGAAAAAAAAUCCAAUCACCAUAAAGACCCUCCAGUACACCAUCUCCGUUUAUCUGCUAGUGAUGCUGAAGAUAGUCUUCGCAUGCACAAUACUGUGAUUAACUUAUUAACAUGGAUUGUAUUACUCAGCAUGCCAUCUUUAAUUUAUUGGCUAAAGAAUCUUAGGUAUUACUUUAAACUUAAUCCUGAUCCGUGUAAACCUUUAGCAUUUAUCCUUAUUCCAACUGUGGCAGUUCUUGGAAAUACUUACACUGCUUCAAUAAAAUCGAGUAAAUUGUUGAAGACUACUUCACAGUUUCCACUUCCUCUGGCUGUUGGUGUGAUUGCUUUUGGGUCAGCACACUUAUACAGGGUUCCAUGCUUUGUCUUCAUUCCUCUUUUACUCCAUGCAUUAUGCAACUUUAUGUAAGAUUGGAUCUAAGGGAUGAUAAAGAUGGUUUAUGCCUUUAGGCCCAGUAAUAGGAGGGAACGCACAGAUCCAUCAAUGUGGGCAGCAAGAUCCUUUGGAGAAGACAAGUCUAUUUUUACAAUGUUGAAAAUAGGAAAUUAGUUUUGUAAUGCUUGAGGAAAGUAGUUGAAGCAUGGUUUUGUUUUGUCGUGUGACAUCUGUGUACUAGUCAUUUUUGAAAAAUUAGUAAAAGGAUAUGGUGGUCCCUGUCUUUGAGGACUCCUCUGCAUAUGAGCCAGCCUGCUUGAUUGGCCAUGCCAGGAUCUCCUCCUGAACACUCAGUAAAUGUAGCAUUGUUUGUAUCCUCACCUCAAGCAUCCUGCUCAUUUCAUCAAACUUUCUUUUGAAAAGUGGGUUACUUUGUAUUUGCUACAGUAUACAUGUUGAAAAAUAAGUCUUAAAAGAUGAAUGAACUUUAAGCUGCAUUCUCAGAAAUAGCCACAGUCUUUAGUCAGUUUUUGGCAGCUGCAGUGAACAAGAUAGAUCUUUUGUUUUCUUACAUCUAUGAAAAUACAACUUUAAAUUCUAAGGAGACAUGUUUUCUUGGUAACCAAGCAAGGUUGAUGAAUGGAAACAUAAUUCAAAUUCAAAACUUGAUGAAAUUUUCUUGUUUCUUUUCAAAUAAGAAUCUUAUUUUGAUUCUUAGUGAAUAUCAGGAGACUAUUGAAGAGAUAUAUUGCUAAAUUUGAAGAGAAUUCUCAUAGAUACUUAUAGGUAAUUGGAACAGAUCAGUCGUUCAGUCUAUACCAUUUUAUUUAAUUCAUUGACCCCAUGGUUGCCAAAAGUGCCUCGGGUCAUGAUGGAUUGUUAAAAUAACUAAAUUCCAGUGGUCAGAAAAAACUCUACAUUUGCACAAUUUUUGUCUACAGAAAAAAAAUCAGCAUGAUCAAGUCUGGUACCACAUAUAAUGUAUAAAAUUAUACUAUUAAUGGAAGUGGAAAAACUGUUACCCCAUUAAUAGCAUAAGUAUAAACAAUAUACCUGAAUAAGUUGGAGUGUUUAGCCGCUAGAUUUAAUAGUAGAAUCUUAAUUUGCCAAGGUGAUUACUAUUUGACAGGUAAGAGCAUCAUGUUUAUAUUUCAUUUCAGAUUUCAGCUCAUUUUUAGGAAUUAGGUAAUGGAGCUAAGUAUCUUCGCCUUAAGAUAGAAUUAACUCCGACUGGGAUAUAUCUGGGUGAUAGAGCUCUUCCUUUAGAUGUGUAUGCUGUAAAUACCCAAAACCUCUCAAGUAUAGCCCUUAAGUCCCAGUAACUCCGCAGUGGCACCUGUGAACGUGUGUCCUUGUUAGUACCCAGGCAUGUCCUAGAUUACCAGGUUCAUUUUACCUGCCAUUGCAUCUGGAGUCCAUUACAGCCUCUCAGCUGUUACUGCCUAAUAUAGGAUUACCCCCACUUUACUGCCUGUAGAGGGUUGCCUCACUUCUUUUCUCAGUUGUUCCUCAGGUUCUUGCUGUUUUAUCAUCAGUUGAAGAGGGUCUUGCUCUUAUCUCUGAGAGUUGUAAGUUUGAUUCCAUUGUUGUCUUUCCCAGCUUCAUAUUCAGUAUUCAUGUUUUCACUUACUGAGAUCAUUAAAGGGAAGUGAUAACCUUAUAGUAGACAUGGUGGGCAUACCAGGCUCUUGUUUGUUUGAUAGAAGCAGCAAAAGGGAUAAAAUACAAAAUGCUUGUGUGUUCAUACCUGAAAGAAAGAGAAUUUAUUAGAUUAUACACUUUCCCAUGGCAUACCACGUAUAUAUUUAAAUAAGGACGCAUCUACCUAGGUUUAGCUAUACAUGUAAAUAUACUCAUAACAACUUUUGUACAUAUGGGGUCUUUUGUUUUUUCAGCCAUAUGUAGUUGUAUUUCAAGUUACAGGUUAAAUAUGUCAUUUAACUAUUUCUGAAUUUGAAUUUAGGUCCAUAUAGAGAACUUAAGAAAAUUCAUUAAUUUGAAUCUUCUAUUGACAGCCAUAAUUGUUGUGUUUAUAUCGUCUAAAGUCUCCUUGUUUAGUCAUUCCUGCUCAUGAAUAAAAUGUAACAAGCUUAAAUUUCUCAUUUUGAGAGUAGUACAUUAGCUUUUUAAAGCGGCAGACUAGGCACACUAAUUUCCAUGAAAAUAAUUUCAUGUGAGUGUAGUUAUCAAGUCCUAAAGUCUUAUUUGUUCCAACAAAAUAUUUUAUUUUAGGACUAUAAAAAGGAUUCUAAUUAAACAUUGUAAACAACAGUAGUUUGGAUUAUUUUAUAUAUAUGUGUGUGGGUACACACACAUACAUACAUAUUUUGACAGGGUCUUCAUCAAAUCCUAUGCACUUUAAACCGAAAUAACUACCAGAGAUGAGAAGGCAGGCUCUGUCUGAAGAUUAGCAAAACUGAUGUUUCUAUUGCUUGAGAAAAGGAAAGUCCUUUGUCUUUAAAUUAUACAUUAUUUCAACCAUGCCUACAAUCUAUAUUAUCACCUGGCAAAACAGCACAGGUUUAUCAGAGAUAUUACUAAAAAUGGAAUUGUUUAUUGGCAGUUAGGGAUUAUCUAAUUUAGCAAACUUCAGAGCUCUAUUGUUAUAACAUUUUUAUUUAGUUUUUUUUUUUUUAGUUUCGAGUAAGUUUUAAACUUAUAAAAGGUACUCCUAGACCCUGUUCUUGAUGCCUAGAUCAAAUGUAGACUGGACAGGACAAACACUGAGUACUUUCAGUGUCUCUAAAGACUCCUCUGGAGUUAUUACUAUUAUAAUUUGGAACAGAUAAUAUGAUAGAAAUCAUUAACACUCUUUUUAUCUUUUUCGUGUUGGAAAUUACGCAGGUUCUGCUAGCUCUUUUCUUGGUUGUUACCGGAAUGAAAGUAUUUAAAACAGUAGUCCUAAAAACAAAACCAUUUGUACCUGGUUAAUUACUGAUUUUGAGUCUCUUCAAUGUAUACUGAUCAUGUGUUGAUUAAUCUUUAAUUUUUUUUCAUAUUUUGCUCAGAUAAAUUCAGACGUGUAUAAUGGAAUACAUUUUCUUGUUUGAACUCCACUAUAGCAUCUGCAUGAUUAUACAGUAAGGAAAAGAAAUAAGAAACUAUAGUAGGCCUAGUAAAUGUUUGUUGUUGAUUAUUCUGUCACUCAUGCAUAUGGUACACAUUUCCACCACGCACACAUACUUACGUGAGGCAGGUUAUCUGAUUUGUUCAUUAUCUAGUUCCCAUUCUUUCCUUAACCCUUCAGACUUUUCACUUACAGCGUAGUGUAUUCUUUUCACCUCACUGCUCAUUAGCAUCUCCUACAGAAGGUGGUCAAGGAAAAUAAAACUCAAUAAAAGCUAAAACUCAAUUUUCAAUUUAUCCUUGAAAGCUUUCAGGAAAUGGGGGAAACACAAAGAUGAUGAGAUAAACUAGGGCUGUUGAUUCCCAAAUCCCCAGACAAUUCAAAUAGCCUGUUUUCACCUUAAGCAUUAGGUCUGAAGUAAUGUAAUAACAUCUUGCUUUAUUAUGAGGUUUGGUGUAAAACCUUGCAGUGCUACAUUUGUAUUUUUUUAGGAACUUGUUAUUAAAAUCACUUGGGGAAAAAAUUUUUAAUGUGUUGGGACCUUCUAUGACUAAGGUAUUUGUUGUUUAUUUUUCAUCAUCACUUUUUGGUUUUUUUGUGUUUUAGAUUUGUGAAAUUAUAGGAAACGAUACUUUGUGAAGUUUUGUGGGGGAAGUCAAUUUGGAGAGUAUAGCACUUCCCAGGAUAAAGGAAGCAGUAAAAGUGUCUUUGUAUUAUGAAAUUAGACCCAGAGAGAAAACUUCUUGCCACAUAAGGUAAAUGUAGAAGAUACUUUUACAAAACAGACAAAUGAUUGGGAGCUGAAAUUUUAUCCCAGUCUUUUUGAACAAAGGACAUUUCAAGUUUUGUAAUGAAGUUUUACAUUAUUAGUCAUGCAUUCUUUCACACUAUAUUUUAACAGCCUGAGGAACUAGAAAGUUUAUGAGGCUACUCAUGUUCUUUACUUUUAAUAAGGAUGUUAGGAAAGAAAAGUCAGAUCCGUAAUGUGAAUCCAAGUAUGUGUACUAAGUGCUCAAGAAUUCACAUUUUUUGAUAAAUAAAUUAUAUUAUGAAUACAGAUGGCCUAAUUUUAGAUAUUAAACUUAGUCUUAAGAAUAGAAUAAAAUUUGGAAAUAGAAUAAACUGUUAUUUCAUUUAUAGUAGAAAUGUAACAGUACACCUGAAUUGGUAAUGUUGCUUUCAAAAGUUAGAUGAUACUCCAGGCUACAUCUUGAUUACAUUGUCUGUAGUUGAAAAUUUUUACAUCAAAUAGAGUACUUUCUAAAAGUGUUUGGCAUGUUAUGUUGCCAAAAAAGACUGUUUUGAAAUACCGAGUAACCAAUUCAUUUCUGAUGACUUUGUAUAGGACUUGAUAUAAGUGAGUCAGAUUUAUUCUGUACUCAUUCUGUACAUUGUAACUUUGAACACUUACAAAAAACUGUAUAUGUUGAUGUAGUUUUAUUAGUUAAUGUAAAUUUGUUUGCAUAUUUGAACCCUAGUGUUAGUUUUGGAAGUCUAAAAGUAGCCAUUUUUGUGAACUUCAUAUGCUUUUUUUUUUAGUGUUAUAUUGGUUUUUAGUAUUUAUGUAAUAGAAAUGUUGCUAGUAAAAGAUUUCUAGACAAAGCAUAGAACUAUUAAGUGUUCAAAAGCCUAAGUGACAGGCAUAUUUUAUAUUUCAUGUUGCACUUGUUUUGUUUCAUAUGGACUUUUUACAUCCCUUUUUUAGGAAAAAAAGACACAUUUGAUUUUUUUUUUAGCAUAAAACUCUACAUUGGGAAAUAGAACUGUACUCAUAUGGUUAGCAAAACACACUUUGCCACCAAAGCUGAAUGAAACUGUAAAAUACCUCCAGAUAUUUGUGCCAAUGAACUUUUCUUACCAUAUUGGGAUUAAAGCAAAAAUAAUCUUUUCAGUAUUUUUCUUCUAAGACUUAUAUUAAAUACACAAAUCAUCAAAACUUAUCCUCCAUAUCCUGAUUUUUCUUUGAAAAUGUAUAAAGCUUAUAGCAUAUUGUAUUCUGUUUUGUCUGAUUUCUGUAAUAGUGUUUUCUGGUUUUAUUGGGUGAGAGUUAGUUUACCGAAUAAUGAUCUGUCAGUAAUUAGUUGAAGAUAUCAUUCAGGUAAUCUUGUUUCAGAUUCAUUCUGUAAAACUUUAAAUUCUGUUGCCCAGAUCAUUUUUAGUACAGGUGUCUCUCAUUGAUGUAAUAAAUUUAUUGUGGAAUUUCUGUUGUUUUCUAUGUGUUUCCAUUCAACCCCUUUAGAGAGUCACAUGUUUCAUAGGGGAAGUUAUCCACUAGAACUUAACAUGAUGCAAUGAAGUAAACAUUGUAAAAUGCAUCUUAAAGGAAAAUAUAAAAGCAGUCGAGUUAAUGCUAAAAUGUUAACAUUGAUGUCGUAGUAUCUCAUGAGAGAAAAGCAGAAAUAUGAUUCAGAAACUGUUGUGUUUAUCUGGUUGAAAUUCUUUAAUUUCUCUCCUAUAGAAAAUUUCAGAGGGAAUUUCAGUCACUCAUAUUAUGGUUUUUCCCAUAAUUUAAUGUCACUUAACUGUUUCUCUGCCCAGUCAUGUUGAUGCAGUUUGCACAGGUAGCCUUGGGAGUAAAAAGGCAGCAGAGAAAGCCAAGUAUUAAAAUGUUUGGCCUUGAUUUAGUUACAGUUUAUCCAAUUAUCUGGUGGGAAUGUAGAUGAUAUUAAUAAAAAAGAUGAUAUACAAGACCUAAAAAUUCAUUGAACAUUAUUUUUGAAAUGAAUUUGUCCUUUGUAUUGAAUAAUUUUAUCCUAAGUAGGAGAUGCCUGUAUUUAACAUAACCAUGCUUUCUACAUUGUCAGAUAUGUAUUUGUUGGAAUAUUGGUAGAAAUAAUCUUCUCUGCCUCCACUAUGGAAGGGGGAAAAUCCAAUUUUUAGUGUAUAUAAAUUAGGAAAUUGUGUAUUUACAUUUUUAAAAAUAUAAAAAUGACUUAGAUAUAUUAUUUUGAAGUAAUUGUAUUACCAUUUCUUAAACUUAUGACUAACUAUAAAUGUAGCAACAUACCCAUGAGAAACCAGACCAAAAUUGAAUGCAUAUUAUCACUGUGACCUUGAACUUAUAGUUGUUUGGGAUAAAACAGACUGUGCCUUAAAAUGAUGAAGGAAUGCCCUGCAAUUUUAUAACUAUGUAUUUUAUUAUGGGUGGUCUUCUCAAAUUGGCCCCAAAUCCUUUUCUUUGAGGUUGAUGAAGUAAAAAUUUUAAAUAAAAUAAAAGUUGAUUAGUAUUUCCCUUAGUAUUUGCUGAACUAUUGCUCUAGAGGCCUCCCUUAAUUUCCACAAUUACCAUUUCAAAUUAAAAUUGACUUACACUUCAUAGACAUAGAAAAUUAAGUUUGGCUAAAGUUUCUGAAAAUAAAUUUAUUUUAGGGAGAAGGUGGUGGCACUUCUGAACUUAUUACACAUGGAAAAAUUAAUCUUCAAAUGUAACUUUUUAUAUUUUUAAUGAAUAAUCUGUCAAAGACAUGAAUUCUUCCCUAAGACCUGUACUUAUUUUUCCUCAGAUUAUUGAGGCUCGUAUUUGUUAUAUCAAAUAAAGUUAGUUUAGUCAAUAACAAUUUUUCAGUAUUUAAAUAUUAACUCAGAUUCAUGUAAAUUUUUAAACAUUAUCUUUCUUCCCUUUUACUUUUUCCUUCCUAAUUAUUUUUAAGGUAUCAGAGAGAACUGGCUCCAGAUUUUUGUGGGUUUUUCUUUUAAUGUAAAGACUUACAGUUUUACUGUGCUUAUUUAAAGUAAUGGAUAUAAUUUCUGUCAAAACAAAUUAUUCCACUCAUCAGACAUUCAUGGUCUCAGCUAAAAGAUUCCCACAUUUCUGUGUACGCAGAAUUUUUUGUAUAUUUUUCCAUUUCAAUUUUGAACAUAAACUCAACACUCUUCUUUCUUCUCAUUUUACCUCCACUGCCUCCCAUCAAAGACAAAAAUAUAGGUUUCUCUAAAAGUAUGUAGAAAGAAAACGUGUCUUUCCUUAAAGCAUGAUCAAAUUGAGAUGGAAAUAGUUUGAGCAAGGGUAUGUAAUACAAUAAAAUACAUAGCUGUCAACCCGCAUCAGUUUCUAUAUUAUAGUUAAAAGUUUAUAGAGAACAAACUGUGUUAUACUGAGAUAGACUCAGCAAUUAUUUAUUUGCAAAUCAAUAAUUUUAUUCUCAUCCAGAAAAUGAAGUGCAUAGUAAUAAUACUUAACAGUGCAAAACAACUUGUUCUAUAGUAUAUAUGGAAAAAUGAUUGUCACCUUGCAGAUCUUUCCUUUUAAACAUGCAUGAUCUUCUCCAGUACUUGGUACAAUGUAUGGUAUACUAAAUACAUUUAUGUGUAAUUUUGUGUGUAUUUUUUGUAUGGUAUAAUUAACGUUACAUUUAACUGGCUGUAAUUCACAGAAAGUGCUAUUUAUUGUACUCUGUAGAGUGUUGUGAAUGUUUUUAUCUGUGUUUCACCAUUAUGGUGUAAGGUUUAAUAGAUGAAUAUUUGCCUUCAGUCUCCGCUCAGGUAUUAAUGUGUAGCAGUUUUUGGUGCUUUCUUUUUAAUCCGUCAUAAUCUGGUGUUCUGAAUGUUCAAUAAUAAAUUUGGUGAACAAGA
Hippopotamus amphibius kiboko is the source of this 10500-nucleotide messenger RNA. It is a transcript of the gene PGAP1, whose product is annotated as post-GPI attachment to proteins inositol deacylase 1. Gene Ontology annotation, biological process: endoplasmic reticulum to Golgi vesicle-mediated transport; GPI anchor metabolic process. The record is from RefSeq and is a predicted model, not a curated record. Gene Ontology annotation, molecular function: phosphatidylinositol deacylase activity. Gene Ontology annotation, cellular component: endoplasmic reticulum. NCBI's taxonomy places the organism in Eukaryota, Metazoa, Chordata, Mammalia, Artiodactyla, Hippopotamidae. Bases 126 to 2894 code for a protein of 922 amino acids. The transcript has 27 exons.